AUGUUCUCAUAUGAUCGUCUUGCGCUCGAUCUUGGGGCGUUGAGCUUCAACGGCGGUGGUCCGCCGCUUCCCAAUCGACGUGGUCCGCCGGCGCCGCCGGUGCCGAGCAAGUUUGACGAGACACAGCCGCAAACUAUAAGCGACGAGUCGGGAAGCAGCGGCUACGGAAGCCCGUCGCGAACGCCGAUGUCGUCGCCGACGAAUGAGUCGAUCAUCGGAACCGCCGAGAUGAUCAAUGCGUCGAUCAGCGUGCUCAAUGGCCAAGCGCCGGCGCCGAUCAUCCGCGCGUUCAACGCCCAAUCGCCGGAUGAGAUCACUCGGCAUUUCGGCGUCUCGCCAACACCACAAUCCGCCAAUUGUGUCAAGAUCGGUCUGAAGGAGGCGUCGGGCGUUUCGGCGAACGCCGUGCCGCUCGCCAUCGAGGACGGCUUCUCGCACGACGAGAUCGCCGGCUUCGCCGAAUUGCUCUCGUCGCCGAAGAAGACGCCACCGCAACGCUAUCAAUGCCACAUUUGCUAUUCGACGGGCCAUCACUACAUUUCCGAUUGUCCGCAGAGAUUCAAUUCGCCGUACGACGAGCUGACACCCUAUCAGGGUCGCAAGAAGUGCUACGGAGAGUUCACCUGCCAACAGUGCAAACGCAAAUGGAACAGCCAGAACAGUGUGGCGAACGAGGCGCAGAGCUGCAUCAAAUGUCACGUGCCGGUAUUUCCACAUAAACAGUUGCCUGUGGAAAAAGCUGUGGCGUUGGGGCUCAUCAAAGCGCAAAACGUGACCAAAGUGGCGCCGAUCGGACACGGACGACCGCCGGCGUCGCGAAAAAUCGAGAUGAUCAGCUAG
Messenger RNA from Caenorhabditis bovis, 840 nucleotides. Lineage: Eukaryota; Metazoa; Nematoda; Chromadorea; Rhabditida; Rhabditidae. The record is from the annotation of a GenBank genome assembly.